AUGGCAGCGCACAUACAAUUGAUGGAGCGUACCAGCUUUGGCAAGGAUAUUGGAGCAGAAAAAUAUGCAGCCUUAAUUGUAUUUCUCAUCCUGACAGUAGCUCUGGAAGAAGGCUUGAGAGCAAGUCUAGGCUGGUCUUCUGACUUCACUGAGAAGAGCAGCGUGCAUUUGCGGUAA
Molecule: messenger RNA, 177 nt
Organism: Colletotrichum lupini
Lineage: Eukaryota; Fungi; Ascomycota; Sordariomycetes; Glomerellales; Glomerellaceae
Exons: 3
Coding region: 1-177 (58 amino acids)
Source: RefSeq, a predicted model, not a curated record